CUCCGGUGUCAGGGACGCCUAACGUUCUUAACGAUAAAGGGAGAUAACCGAAUCGACUUCCGGAGUCAUCGUCAAUUUCCGGGCACCUGUGUUGACAUUUUCAGUUGUACUGUUGAUAUCGGUUGAAAUGUCCGAAUAUGAGAACGUUGGAAGAGGUUCAUUGAAACUAAAAGGUGUCUCAGAUCAUUCUAUAAAAAAGAAAAAGAAGAAAAGGGACAAAGAGAAAGAUGCUCAGAAGAUGUUUGAGCAAAUUUCUAAUGCCAAAAAGACAAAUGAAGGAGAAUCUACAUCACAAAUAAUAGUGGAUAAACGUACAAGAGCAGAAAUAGCAUUUGAAAAGGCUAGAGAAGAAAGGAAAGCUGAACAGAUUAUUGAAAAGGCUAGUAAAACACACAAGGAAAGAAUCAUGGAUUUUAAUAAACACUUGGAUAAUCUCACAGAACAUUUUGACAUUCCAAAGGUCAGCUGGACAAAGUGAUUCAUGAAAAUAUUUGUAAAUGUUAAAUGCAACCAUCUUAAAUGUGGAACUUGUGGGUAUUUUUCUAAGGAAAGUAUUUUAGUGACCAUGUCCUGAUUGUGAUGACCAGGAAAGAUACUGUAAACACUUAUUGUAAUAAGUGUUUGAAAUGUGAUGAUCUGUUUGAAUUGAAAACAUAUUUUAUUUGUAUAAUGUAUGUAAAGCACAUCUAUAAUUCAUUGUUAUAAAGAAAUGAACACAUCAUAUAACAGUAAUAUUAAAAUGUUUGUGAAAUGAAAACUGAGUUAGCAAAAACUGUAUAUGUAUUUUCGAUUUUACAGGAUUUAUUCAUUAUUAUUUCUGAAGUGCAAAUAGUUAUUGAUUCCAUGUCAGAGCAUAAGUGAAACAUAGAUAUAAUUUAUAAAAAAUCUCAUUUAGGAUUAUCCUGUCAAAAUUGUUUCCAAUAUAAACUACAAAUUUUUCUCAAUCCAUAAUAUUUGGAAUCCAUGAACACAAAUAUGGGUACAACCAGAGUAUAUGCAUUAUAUUGGUUGAUCACAUAUGCUAUUUAAUAACAGUGACGUCGCCGUGUUUGGUGUAUUUAUAGUUUUUAUAACAAGACAAGACUUCAUUACUUUUAUGUUGCUUAAAGAUUUUGGCAGAUAUCGUACAUAUAAUUUUUUCAAAAUUAAAUUACAUUUUUAAGCCACUUCUUUAAAAAAAAAUAUUGUUUAUUCACGUUUAAAUCUGUGGUAAUGCUUUCUCUGCAUACAUAUUGAAAAAAAAAUAUCAAUGUUUGAACUUUUGAAUACACACAUAAAAAUAUUGCUAUUUUAAUUUUUCAUCUUGGAUGUGAAUUCUGUGAAUGUGUUUAUAUGUAAUGCAUCUAAAAAAAAAAUUAUCAUGUCUACUCAUUUAUAGUGUUAUACCACUGAACUUGAAACAUCAUUAUCUUAGUUUUGACUUUUAUCAUUUUUAAUUGUUAUUUUUUAACUUUCUAUUUUGUCAUGUUUCCAACACAGAAACUGAAUGUUUUGUUGCAAUAAAGAUGACAGAA
Messenger RNA from Mytilus trossulus (common blue mussel), 1514 nucleotides. Its product is annotated as protein FAM32A-like. The transcript is spliced from 4 exons. Gene Ontology annotation, cellular component: nucleolus. The record is from RefSeq and is a predicted model, not a curated record. Lineage: Eukaryota; Metazoa; Mollusca; Bivalvia; Mytilida; Mytilidae. Bases 128 to 478 code for a protein of 116 amino acids.